Naumovozyma dairenensis CBS 421 is the source of this 2535-nucleotide messenger RNA. RefSeq names its product AP-3 complex subunit beta (gene APL6). Lineage: Eukaryota; Fungi; Ascomycota; Saccharomycetes; Saccharomycetales; Saccharomycetaceae. Gene Ontology annotation, cellular component: membrane coat. The transcript has a single exon. The record is from RefSeq and is a predicted model, not a curated record. Gene Ontology annotation, biological process: intracellular protein transport; vesicle-mediated transport. Bases 1 to 2535 code for a protein of 844 amino acids.
AUGGUCGAUUCAGUGAAUCCAAUUGCAUCCGUACUAGAAUCAGCAAGAACCAUAACCAUGGAUGCGGCAGCUGUUGCUUCUUCUAAAUUGGGUGAAUCUUCUUAUACCCAAUACUCUAAAAAGAUAACUCCCAAGCAAUUGAGAACGAUGUUGAAUUCAAGAAAUACAAGAGAUCUAAAAGAUGCUAUGAAAAGAAUCAUAUCAUUGAUGGCUUCCGAUGACACCUCGACAGAUUUAUCAAGUUAUUUUGCAGAUGUGGUUAAAAACAUUACGUCUAAUGAUAUCAAGAUUAAGAGGUUGAUUUGUAUCUAUUUGCUGAGAUUUGCUGAAAGAGAACCUAAUUUGACCUUAUUAUCUGUGAACUCUUUACAAAAGACUAUAUCGGAUACUAAUCCAGAGGUAAGAUGUUUUGCAAUAAGAAGUUUAUCUGAUAUGAAAAUUGCAUCAUUAAAUCCAAUGAUUUUAUAUACUCUAAAAACAUCAGUAACAGAUCCUUCUGCAUUGGUUCGUUAUGAAGUAGCAUUUGCUCUAUUGAAAUUGUUCAAGAAUGAUGAAGAGGAAGGAGAGUUCCGUGAAGAAAUUUCAAACUUAUUAAAGGAUUUAUUAGCUGAUGCUGAUCCACGUGUCAUAUCAGGUGCCGUUAUACUAUUAAAAGAAUGUUUCCCAUCUAACUUGGAAUUGUUACAUGGUCAUUUCCGCAGAUAUUGCAGAGUUUUGAAAGAGAUUGAUUCGUGGGCACAAGGUCCCUUAAUUGAUUUGUUAGCCAAGUAUUGUAAACAAUAUUUACCAAGGCCAAUGAUUAUAGACUGCUCUUCAGAAGAGGAUGGUUCUGCAAAACAGAUUCCAUUACCAGAUAAUUGUUCUGAAAUUCCAUUCAUGGCCUAUAAUGUUUCAUAUGAUCCCGAUUUGUCACUUUUUCUUGAUAAUUUGAAAACGCUAAUAUAUUCGCCGAAUCCAAUUGUAAUAUUGGCAUGUUGCAAUGCGUAUUUUCAAUUAAGUGUGCCCAGUCACAUGAUAAAUUCUAAAUUCCCUGAUGCGUUAGUUAGAUCAUAUCUUUGUUCUUCCAACGCAGGACUAAAAGAUACAAUUUUACAAUCCAUUAUUUACCUCUCUGCCUUAGAACCUACAUUAUUCCAAUCUCACUUAACGCAGUUCUUUUUAUCUCCAAUUAACAACAAUAACAUAGGAAUAUCGUCAUUAAAAUUGCGAAUCCUUUCCAAUUUAGUAAAUGCUACUAACGUUAAAGGCAUUGUAAAGGAAUUACAACAUUAUAUCAUAUCAUUUAAUUCGAAAAAAUAUUCCAAAAUAAUAAUUGAAUCAUCAAAUGCGUUAGCUAAAUGUGGUCAACUUUCUACAAAAUUAGAAACCUACAUAAUGAAUUGGUUCAUUGAACUAAUGGAAGAUGAAUGUACGAAUUUAAAGCCAUCAGUGUUAGAUGUCAUUGUAAAUAUAAUUCGUCAAUUAGUUCAAAAUGAACCCAGAAGGCAUCUAGCUGUUAUUUUGAAAUUAUCGAAUGUACUAAAUACUCAAAAGACAGCAUUAGCAGAUAAUGCACGCGCUGGUAUAAUAUGGUUGUUUGGUGAAAUUGCAGGAAUAUGUUUUGAUAUUUGUCCUGAUUUGUUAAGACAAUUGAUACCGAAUUUUGUUGAUGAAGGAGUGGAAUCAAGAGGUCAAAUAUUGUUAUUUGCUGCAAAAUUAUUAUCAUAUGAUAUCGAUAAAUUUAAAGAGAGCCAUGGUUUAGAAGUAGAAUAUGAUUUUAAAAAUUCAAGAAUUUCACAAAUGUUUAAUGCAGUUCUUUUCUUCUGUAAAGUGGAUGAUGAAUUCGAUGUUAGAGAUAGAGCAAGAUGUUUUGAAUCAUUAUUCAAUUCGAAGAAAUUUGAAAUUGCUUCGUUAUUAUUACAGGCACCUAAGCCGUUACCGUUAUAUUACUCACAAAUGAACGGUACACGACCUGGGCAGAAUAAUGUGAAUUUACCAUCGUCUAUUGUGGGACUUGAUCAAGAAAUUCAAAACUACUGUAAAUAUAUUCCUUGGACCUACACCGCUUCUGAAGAUAAUAAUACAGCAGCUGAAGAAGGAAGAGAAGAUAUUAGAUCGGAAUCGCCUGUGAAGGAUUAUUCUAGAUACAAGAAAAGUUUUUCUUCUUCCUCAUUUAUUAGUAAAUCCUCUUCAUCAUCCAGAGCGUUUGCUUCUUCGAAUAUACAUGGGAUUACUAAUGGGAUUGACCAACUUGAUCUUAAGAAAGAGGGUUCAGAUACCAUAACACUCAAUACUGUGCCCUUUAAUAAGAAAUAUAAAUUACAAAGUUUAGAUGAAUUCUUCCAAGAUAUACCUGAGAAACCAAAACCCAGACUAAAGAAAAAAAUCAUCAUUCAAGAAGAAGAGGAAGAGGAAGAGGAAGCGGAGGAGGACGAUGAAGAAGAUUCUGAUGAGAGCGGGACUUCUAGUGAUGACGGUGUUGAUGAUGAUGACACUGAUGACACUGAGAGUUCGAGUGAUGAAGAUAGUUCAAUUGAUGAAGAAUUACAUCCAUAA